Messenger RNA from Ziziphus jujuba (common jujube), 2787 nucleotides. RefSeq names its product putative disease resistance protein RGA3. NCBI's taxonomy places the organism in Eukaryota, Viridiplantae, Streptophyta, Magnoliopsida, Rosales, Rhamnaceae. Gene Ontology annotation, biological process: defense response to other organism. The transcript has 5 exons. The record is from RefSeq and is a predicted model, not a curated record. The coding region runs from base 1 to 2787 and encodes 928 amino acids. Gene Ontology annotation, molecular function: ADP binding.
AUGGAGGCUCUAAAUGAUGGUGCAGGGAAAAAGCCAGUCGAGGAUGUACUGUUGCAGGGUAAGGAUAAGCUAAAAGAAUUACUUGAAGACACCAUUAGUUCAAGAAUCAAGGAUAUACAGGGUGAUCCAGAUAAGAAGAAAAAGGUCGAGAACCGUAAAGUCAGGAGAAGGGUGAGGACUGAAGAUGCACUGUACAAAGCAGACGACUUGAUGGACGAGGUCUUGAGUGAGGCUGCCAAACCGGACCUCAACUCAAAACAACUAGUUUCCUUGGCGAAGAAGCUACGUGAAACAAUAAAAGAUGUCGUAGAUGCUGCAGCUGGAGAUAAUGUUAGGCCUGAUGAGCCUCAUAAAUUUUGCUUCCGCAGGCCUCGUAAAGUUAGCACUAAGGAGUUGGACCCCACAGUGAAUAGGCUCAAUUCAGAUAGUUGGUUGGACAAACAUAAAAAGGAUAUUCAAGAACAACUUUGGAAGGACAUAACAACAAAUGGAGAAGAGCAUGUGGCGGUUGUGGCCAUAGUAGGUAAUGGAGGAUUAGGAAAAACCACACUUGCUCUGAACUUGUUUCAACGGCUAAUAUCUCAGAAGGAUACCGACUUUGAUUUGCGAAUUUGGGUUAACGUCCCUCAUGAAUUUAACAAGGGAUCACUUGAGGAGGGAAUCUUCCCUCAUGAACUUUACAUGAGAUCACUUGUUGACGGAAUCAUUCGGUAUACAACUAAAAAAGAUGUUCAGGACGAACGACUUGAGUCUAGAACAAAGAGACUACCACAGUGCACACCAUCUGAGGGACCUAGCGCCUUCCAUGAAGUGAACAGUCUUAGCGUUGAACAACUUCACAAGGAGGACUCUGCAGCCUUGUUAGAGACUGAGAUAAGCGCCAUAAAAGAUAGCCUCAACUACCUCGAAGAAGGUAAAUUGCAUGACAAGCUUCAAAACAUAAUAAAUGGAAAACGGCUGCUUCUUGUACUUGAUGAUGUCUUGGAUAUGGACACUGAAAAAUGGCUACACUUCAAAAACUUGUUAUCAAAUGCUGUUAGUGAUGGGAGCAGAAUAAUAAUAACUACUUGUAGUAAACUUGUUGGAGACAUUACUGCAAGUACAGACAAGAAUGUCCAUAUGCUACGCCAUCUAGAUGAACAUGACCCUUGCGACCUAUUCCAACGAUUUGCAUUUGAUUUUCAAAAGCCAGUCAACUCAAAAAUUGUGGAGGUUGCAGUGGAGAUUGUGAAAAGGUGUGGAGGAAACCCUUUUGCCUUAAAGAUAGUAGGUGAGAAACUCAAGUCCACAAAUCUAGAAACCCAAGGUUGGUCCAACUUCCGCGAUAACGAAUUUCAAAAAGUAGUAAAUGAAGAAAUCUUGCCCUUCCUUCAACUUAGUUAUAAUAUUCUAUCUUCGGAGUUGAAACAAUGCUUUGCCUACUGUGGUAUAUUCCUUCAACAAUCUGAGAUUGAUGUGAAAAACUUAAUACAUCUUUGGAUGGCACUAGGGUUGAUUUAUCCAGAGCAAGGACAACGAAUGGAGGAUAGGGGUUAUGCUCAUGUUAAGGAGUUGUGUCAGAGAUCCAUGUUUGAAGAAUUGGAAGUAGACCAUGAGAAUAGCUUUGUAACAAAGUGCAAGAUGCCAAAGCUUAUGCAUGACCUAGCAGUACUUGCAUUAGGAACAAGGUUAGCCACAUUCAAGCAAAAGGAAAAGCUUGAAACUGGUACUGAUGAAAGAAGUACUCAAAAGGAUAAGAGUGAUGUUGGUGUUCAUGGUGAAAGAACUCUACAGAAUAAGCAUGAUAUCGAUGAUGAAACAACACAAAAGGAUAAGUGUGCUAUUGGGAUCAAAGUCGUGCUGGAGUCCAAUGAUAAGAUGAAGCAUCUAAAAUACCUUGAUCUUUCUCAAAACAAAGGUAUCAAUUUAUUGCCUGAUUCAAUCACCAAGGUACCGAAUUUGAUGACACUGAAACUCUCCUCAUGCUGUGGACUCAAAGAGCUGCCAAAAGAUAUGGAGAAACUAGUCAACCUCAAACAUCUUGAGAUCGAUUGGAGCAAUGGAGAGAGUAGAGUACUAACGCCAACAGUACCAAAAUGUUUGUAUAGAAAGGGCAAUACUUUGGAGUCUCUAGACGAAUUAGAGGAGCUGAACAACUUGAGAGGAGAGCUGAAAAUCAGAAAUUUGAGAAAUGUUAAUGUUGACUAUUCUAAGGUUACAAAUUUGGAGGGGAAACAACACCUUAAAUCUUUAACAUUAGCUUGGGAAUUUGAUCUCAAUGCCGAUGACCAAGCAGUAAAGGACAAGGCUCAAGAUACACAACAAGGUCUGAAGCUGAACUCAAAACUUAAAGAAUUGGGUUUAUUCGGCUACAGGGGUGACAAGCUUUCAGAUUGGCUUCUCUCUCUCACAAAUCUGUAUAUCUCCAACAAGUCUGGUGAUCACAAUUCUGAGAGCAAUCCCUCAUCGUCAACAGAAUUCAUCAAAAAACUGGAAGAGGUAAGGUUUAUAGAAUUGCCUAAUCUAGAGAGAUGGUGGGAAGAACGUGAUGCUUCUUUGGCAUUUCCUCAUCUUUCCAGAUUGAUGAUCGAAGAUUGCCCUAAGUUGUGUUCCAUGCCGCUCUACCCGAAUUUAAAGGAAUGGUUAGUGUUGAAGAACACUAGCUUGGUGCCAUUCAUAAAUACAAUGAAAGAUGAAAGCUCUGUCAAACGGACAUUAAUGAAUGAUGGAAGCUCCUCCACUCCCCUGUCCAAUUUGCAAAGUCUGUGCAUUACUGGGGAUAAGGACAUGGGCUCUGAAUAUAAUUAG